Molecule: messenger RNA, 410 nt
Organism: Batrachochytrium dendrobatidis JAM81
Lineage: Eukaryota; Fungi; Chytridiomycota; Chytridiomycetes; Rhizophydiales
Exons: 4
Coding region: 46-324 (92 amino acids)
Biological process (GO): vesicle-mediated transport; vesicle fusion
Cellular component (GO): SNARE complex; plasma membrane
Molecular function (GO): syntaxin binding; SNAP receptor activity
Source: RefSeq, a predicted model, not a curated record
GUCAAAGCAAACUUACUAUCACAAGAAUCAUACAUCGCUCUAAACAUGUCCAAGCCAGUACAAGUACAACAACAGGUCGACGAGGUCGUCGGCAUCAUGCAGGACAAUAUUCACAAGGUUAUGCAGCGCGGAGAACAGCUCGAUACUCUUCAAAACAAAACAGAGGAUCUCCAAAAUUCGUCAUUACAAUUUAAACGUGGUGCAAACCGUGUACGUAAAGAAAUGUGGUGGAAGGAUAUGAAACUCAAGUUGAUUAUUGGUGGUGUCGUUGCUAUUGUUCUGGUUAUUAUUAUUGUUGCUGCUGUUAAGGGAUCUGGAAAGUAAAUCUAUUUGCAAAACACCUUAAAUAUUCGCUUACAGCUCUAGAGAACAUUUAUGCCCGUCUUUUUUAAAUUAACGGAUGCUUUCAA